Molecule: messenger RNA, 789 nt
Organism: Podospora anserina S mat+
Lineage: Eukaryota; Fungi; Ascomycota; Sordariomycetes; Sordariales; Podosporaceae
Exons: 3
Coding region: 1-789 (262 amino acids)
Source: RefSeq, a predicted model, not a curated record
AUGGAGCGCCCCGGUUUUCCCCAUGGGCAGCUGCCUCCACGAGCGCGAGAUCAAGAUGUUCAUAGUAAGGCCAAAAUCUUGUCCUGCGGUGGCAUGAUUGGCACAUCUAUUCUUUUCCCCUUGGCCAACGGCGAAGGGAACUCCUUCCGUACCAUCACACUCAUUCUGUUCAUCAUCACGGCUAUUGCGUUCCACGCAAUCUAUACAGAGCCGUUCAUUAGAUCUGGACCUUCCACGGCCCCAGUUGCCUUGGUCCUAUUAUUGCUUGUUGUCAUUGCCGCAGGCCCUACUAGGAAGGACCUGGUGCCUUGGCUUCCGCUCUUCGUAACAGCCUGGAGUCUUGUCACUCUUAUGAUUAACAAGCACAUGGCAACCGCGUCACCACACCUGUCAAUAUCAGCCGACUAUCCCUUUACAGGCGUCACAAUUGGAGCUGCAACGGAGCGGUCCUUCCGGUCCAUGUCCAGUCAGGACAGGCGCCAGCCCCAGUUUGAAUCCAACCGCCAAAACCCAUUGUACUUUGGACGACAUGGUCCACCCUCCAGGUAUUCCCAGAGGACAAGCACAAUGAGUUCAGACAUUUCUCUUUCCAGCAUGCCAGCGCAACGCCAGGAGUACUGGGAUCCUCACACCCAGGCCUUUUUUGACAAUCAGGAGAUGCAGGAACUUGCCCGGGAUUUGCCAGAGCCCACUCUUCCCAGGACUCAGCAUGACCAAGAGAGUGACUUGAACACAGAAACUGAGACUCAGGCGUCAGAGACGGCCCGCUUCUUGCUUGGUCGUCAAUAA